Molecule: messenger RNA, 1260 nt
Organism: Daldinia loculata
Lineage: Eukaryota; Fungi; Ascomycota; Sordariomycetes; Xylariales; Hypoxylaceae
Exons: 5
Coding region: 328-987 (219 amino acids)
Source: RefSeq, a predicted model, not a curated record
GAUCUUUUAUAUCCUGAUAGCAUUUUUACUAAUGCUACCGCAUGUUUCUUUAUAUGCCUGCCUUUUUAAUAACCGGGCCGGCUUCUUCUAUUCCACGAUGAAUGCGACUAUAGUCAUUCGAUAGAUAGUACCCAUGUAGAUAACUCACGAAUCGGGAAAGUAACCCAGCGAAAGCAGAAAUCUAGACUGUAGUCUAUCUGCCUAAUGGAACUUAUAAAUCUUGCCUUUUAUCCAGACUCUUUAAGAUAUUUUUUAAUGUUGUCAAUCUUAAAUCCUUUUUAAUUACAUUUAAAGCACCUAUAGAAUAACUACCUACCUAGCUGCGAAAUGUUUUUGGCGGCCUUGCUCGUCUCGUUCUUGGCCUUUGUUGGGAAUGCGUCGGCGGCAACAUGGUAUUUCCUCCGGUACUAUCCGGCGUCCGGACAGAAGUUCACGUCGUUCUCCGGAGAUAUGACGAUCCCGGCUCUGCCGAAAGCUGGGACGUACUACUUGUGGCCGGGACUCCAACCUACUGACAAUACUGGUGUAUACCAGAAUGUACUUGAUGGGAGAAGUGGAACGUGGUGGAUCGGAUCAGGAUGGUGUUGUUCGAACCCUGACCUUCCAUGGGGAAGCGGCUUUAACACCUACGCCAACGAAAAGGUCACGUUCAGCAACAAGCUAGACAGUAGCGGCUCGACGUGGACGUCAACUCUAACCCGGCAAUCUACGGGCCAAAAGGUGACGGACAGUUUCCCGUUGGCCGAUAAAUCGUUUAACCAAGCAUUAUUUGCCAUCGAGCUUACGGGUGUCAACUGGGACUUUGGUCCGCUUGCGUUUUCGAAUAUCGUAAUUACAAGUACUGGUACCGACUCGAGCUGGUGCAACACAAAGCCCGAAAAUUACAAUGGAGCAAGCGUAUACUCCAUCAGCGGUCUGAGUGCAAGUGUGAGCGGCAAUACGGUGACCUGUAAAAUCGAUUCUGUGAUUCUUCAGAAACCAGCUUAGCUGAGACUUAAUAAUUAUAUAAAGGUUGAAUUUAGAGGAACCUUGGAAGUCUUUCGGGUUCAAAGUCAAGGAUAUAGAGUAUAAGAUCGAGUGCCUGUAUUAGAGAUAUUGCGGCCAAUCAGAUAAGAAGCUUGCAACUAUAACUUCGAAGAUACAGAUCUAAUAAUUAUUGAAUAAUUGGUAGAGGUUGAAUAGGUUUACACAAGCAACUAACUACCUAGAGGUACUUAGGUAACUAUAAUUGACAAUAGUCUUGAGUCUUUUGGCUCUUCG